This is a messenger RNA of Scaptodrosophila lebanonensis, 3146 nucleotides long. RefSeq lists its product as uncharacterized. The coding region runs from base 1 to 3000 and encodes 999 amino acids. Lineage: Eukaryota; Metazoa; Arthropoda; Insecta; Diptera; Drosophilidae. The record is from RefSeq and is a predicted model, not a curated record. The transcript is spliced from 6 exons.
AUGCACAGCCUGGAAUCGCUGGUGGCGCACCUGGGUAUCAACAGCCUGGAGUACAAGAAAUUGGAAGACCUGGUCAAUAUGCACUCCCUGGAAGUGCUGAUGGCUAUCAACAGCCUGGAGGUCAAGGAAUCGGAAGUCCUAGCCACUAUGCACAGCCAGGAGUCGCUGGUGGCACACCUGGCUAUCAACAGCCUGGAGUACAAGAAAUCGGAAGACCUGGCCACUAUGCACAGCCAGGAGCCGCUGGUGGCACACCUGGCUAUCAACAGCCUGGAGUACAAGAAAUCGGAAGACCUGGCCACUAUGCACAGCCAGGAGCCGCUGGUGGCACACCUGGCUAUCAACAGCCUGGAGUACAAGAAAUCGAAAGACCAGGUCAAUAUGCACAGCCUGGAGUCGCUGGUGGCACACCUGGCUAUCAACAGACCGGGGGUGCCGGAGUUCCGGUACCCGGCUAUCAACAACCUGGAGGUCAAGGAAUCGGAGGCCCUUCUGCUGGAAUUCCUGGAGUCGGAACAUUACCUGGUGUUUCUGGAACUCCUGGUUAUCAACAAAUUGGAGUUCAAGGAAUCGGGGGCCCUCCUGUUGGAACUCCUGGAGGCGGAAUUAUACCUGGUGGUUCCAUUUCUGGAACUCCUGGUUACCCACAGACUGGAGCUCAACAAAUCGGAGCUCCUUCUACUGGAAUUCCCGGAUACGGAACACUUCCCCGUGGUGUGGUUCCUGGAUCUCCUGGUUAUCCACAGACCGGAGCUCAACAAAUCGGAGGUCCUUCUACUGGAAUUCCUGGGUACGGAACACUUCCCGGUGGUGUGGUUCCAGGAUCUCAAGGAAUUGGAGGCCCUUCUGCUGGAAUCCCUGGAUACGGAACACUUCCCGGUGGUGUCGUUCCUGGAUCUCCUGGUUACCAACAGACUGGAUCUCAACAAAUUGGGGGCCCUUCUGCUGGAAUUCCUGGAUACGGAACACUUCCCGGUGGUGUCGUUCCUGGAUCUCCUGGUUACCAACAGGCUGGAACUCAAGGAGGCGGAAUUAUACCUGGUGGUUCCAUUUCUGGAACUCCUGGUUACCCACAGACUGGAGCUCAAGGAAUUGGAGGCCCUUCUGCUGGUAUUUCUGGAGCUGGAACUCUGCCUGGUGGCGCCGUUAUUGGAACUCCUGGUUACCAACAGACUGGAGCUCAAGGAAUCCGAGGGCCUUCGGGUGCACUUCCUGGAGGCGGAACUGUACCUGGUGGUGCCGGGCCUGGAACUCUUGGUUAUCAACAGACUGGAGCCUGCAGGUGGAAUCGGAAGUGUUGUUGAAACACCUGGUUAUCAACAACCUGCAUCGCAAGGGACUGUUGGUCAAUAUACGCAACCCGGCCAAGGACAAUACGUACAGCCUGGAACUAGGGUUAUAAGUCCUGGUGGAGCACCAAGCUACCAACAGCCUGGAGCUUCAAGCUUCCAACAACCUGGAGUUCCAUCAAUCGGAGGUCCUGGGCAAUACACACAACCCACAGGUGUAUUAACUGGUGCUGGUGGAGCACCUAUUUAUCAGCAACCUGGAACACAAGAUGCAACUGGAGCUCUCGCUUCUCCAGGAACUGACGACGCGUUUUCUCAGGCCGAGUCUACGAUAGGAGAGGGUCAGGCAUCGGCUAGUGCUCAAGGCAAAAAGAAUGGUGGUACUGCAAAAACGCAAGUGUCGGGCAGCUAUAAUACUGGAGGCUCGUUCAGCGCAAGUGCAAUGACAUCUGAUGCAGAUCGAGCAGCAAGCGCUCAGGUCACCGGAAAUGCAGAUGGAGCCAUGAGUCAAUCACAAGGUUCCGGAGGAGCAGCACAAUCACAGGCACAAGUACAGGUUAAUUCAAAGGAUGGUGGCACUAAAGCUUCAUCCCAAAGUGGCGGCGUUAUCCACCAAAGUCAAAGCGAGGUGCAGGCGAAUGAUAAGGGUGGCUUGGCUGAUGCUCAAUCAAGCGGUCCUGGCCAAACUUCGUCGCAAGCCCAAAUUGGCUUCCGUCCUGGGCAAGAGAACACAUCGGUCUCUGCAGCUGGUGGCGGUCAAGCGUCCGCGCAGUCAGGCAGUACCUCAGGCCAAAGCCAAUCUCAAAUACAUGGAACAUCAUCAUUCGGAGUAUCAUACCAUGGUGCAGCACAAUCGGCUUCCGGUACCAAAGAACAAGUGGCCACAUAUCGUGAGCAGAAUCGGGACCUGUUUCACUCAAUCAGCCAAUUUGGAAACAAUGGCAAUGCCGUGACUGACCGGGUGGAUGCUGUCUACAGCGGUCCACCCCCACCUUCAAGUGCACAACCAGAUCUCCAGCUAAGGUCAACUAAGACCACCAAGGAAGAAACAUUUAAGGAUAACAACAACAAAAUUACAAAUGAUACAACGCCCAAUGAAGAUGAAGAAGAUGAUGAUGAGGAGCCAUAUGAUGAAUACGAUGACGAUGACUACUACAACGAGAAGCCCAUUAAGUUAGAGGAGGCAAUUCCAAGGGGCUUAGAAGUGAAAAAAGAUGAGCCAACAAAGCCACAUGUUUACACACAACAAACGCCUGAUCAAACACAACAGGCAGUUGUAGCAAACUUACCAACCGAUAAAUACACAGUUGUCCAAAAUCAAAAUGGACGUAUUAACCGCUAUAACGUUCGCACGACGACCGAGUCUGUUCCAAGCGGUUUUCGUGGAACUGUGAAUGUAGAGAAAAAGUUCCACACCAAAGCGCUGGAGCCUCACAAUACUGAAAAUAAAUUGAACAUAAAUGCCGAAGACCAAACCAAAGAUGAGGUGGCACCACGGGCCCCUGAUAGCUAUGUUACAGUCACAAAGUCUGUCACAGGCAGCAUGGAUAAUUCGAAGAACCCACCGCAGGAUAACAAAAACUUCCAGUCCACCUACUAUACAAAAUCAUCGACUUGCGGGUACUUCACCUUCUCCUGCAACAUUGUCUAUGGAGCCAACGGGCGCAGUAAGAUAUGUCGCCCAAAGGCUCCAACAAAUGGCAAGUGCUAAAAACUCGAUGCGAACUGUGACUUAACAAGUUUCAAAUGCAAAAAAGCUAAGCUAACCAACAUUUCUACUACUUGCACAUGCAUUUUUCACAUGUUCUUGACACCUUAAGUUUUGUUAUUAAUAGCUUUUCAGCCAGUUUUUAAAUA